This is a messenger RNA of Dreissena polymorpha, 2927 nucleotides long. Its product is annotated as solute carrier family 17 member 9-like. The transcript has 11 exons. NCBI's taxonomy places the organism in Eukaryota, Metazoa, Mollusca, Bivalvia, Myida, Dreissenidae. Gene Ontology annotation, molecular function: transmembrane transporter activity. Gene Ontology annotation, biological process: transmembrane transport. The record is from RefSeq and is a predicted model, not a curated record.
CGAAAAUUCAACACGUAAACCUAGUGUUUGAUAAUUUAAACUCUAAAUAACACUGAAUGUUUUCAAUAAUAAAGAUAUGAUCGAGGAUGAUCAGACUGUCACGAUGGAAACAAGAUAUUGGAAUAGGACUGAGAAGAAGCAGUGGAUGAUCGGCUUAUUCUGGGGAUGUGCUACUCUGUACUCAUGUCGGACAGUCAUGCCACUGGUGGCUGUACCCAUGUCCAAGGAACUGGGUUGGGACAAAACAGAAUCGGGUUCAGUCUUGUCAGCUUUUUUCUGGGGCUACACAAUGACCCAGUUUCUUGGUGGAUAUCUCAGCGACAGAAUUGGCGGUGAUGUGGUCAUACCCAUAGCAGCUUGUUGCUGGUCACUGGUCACUUUUUGGACUCCCCAGCUGGUGUAUUUAUUUGAGGACAAGAUUCUUACGCUGAGGCUUGUUAUACUAUCUAGGGUAUUGCUUGGAGUUUUUCAGGGAUUUCACUACCCCGGUGUUAGUUCAUUAAUAUCCCGGAAGAUUCCAGAACAAGAUCGUUCGUUUACAUUUGCUGUAGUAUGCUCUGGUACCCAACUGGGGUAAGGCUUUCUUAACUCUUUUUGUGGCAGUGUAGGUUCGUUCAUAUUAGAGGUGUAUGGUUGGGACUCCGUGUUUUAUUUCUUAGGUUUGCUAGGAAUGCUAUGGAUGUUAUGUAUGCGCUAUUUCUUGAUACACCGUCACCGCCAGAAAUACCUCCCAUUCGUAUCCAUAGAGAGGAAGCCUCCCCCUCCAUCCGCCAUCAACGCCCCAACACCAUGGGUCACACUCUUCUUUAAACCGGCUUUCUGGUCUCUUUUAGUUGGCCACUUUUGCGAGAACAAUGCAUUUUUCAUUCUGUUGUCAUGGUUACCCACAUAUUUUCAUGAAAACUUCCCUGAUGCCAAGGGCUGGGUGUUCAAUGUGGUACCCUGGUUGAUAACCAUUCCUAGUUCAAUAUUCGGAGGUUGGCUGGCUGACCUUAUGAUAACUAAAGGUUGGAGUGUUACAUUUGUUAGGAAGCUUAUGAAUACUAUCACGAUGUUGGGCUGUGCCUUCUUUCUUGUGAUAAUCUCGUACACUAGCUCAUACGUUGGUGCACUCACCUGCAUGGCCUGUGCGGUGGCGUGCUGUGGGUUCCACAACAGUGGCAUUCUAGUCAACCCGCAGGACAUUGCGCCAAAACAUGCGGGAUCAGUGUUCGGGAUCAUGAACAUGGCGGGUGCCAUCCCAGGGUUCAUUGGUGUCUACAUGGCGGGGCAUAUCCUAGAGGCAACCAAGAGCUGGAGUGCAGUGUUCAACCAGACGGCAGGGGUUGCAGUGUUUGGGUGGAUCGUGUACACAAUCUUUGGAACUGGCAAACAGAUCAUUUAACCAAGAGAUCAAUCACAAAUUCAACUUCCCCGGUUGUCUCGUCUGGGACACCAACCAGCUUUCUCAAAUUUACAAAUUGAUGGAUAAUAUUGUGGCCGGAAUGAUUUUGUGUGCUUAGAGUGGUACCAUUUAUAGUGGAGAUGUGGAAUUAGACAGUUGGAUAAUUAUGUGGGUGAAACGAUUAGGUGCAUGACAUUAAAAAAAGGAGUGCUUCUGUUUAUAAUGGAGAUAAUGAAUUAAAUGGUUGGAUAAUGAUUUGGGUGAAAAUUGUUAUUUGGAAACUCAUUUAACCAGAGAUUGAUCACAAAUUACAAAAUGAUGGAUAAUAAUGUGGAUCAAAUGAUUUUGUUUGUGAAGACUUUAUAAUAGAGUGCUACUGUUAACUCUUUCAGUGCUGGAACCGUAUUUUGAAGGCCUUUGCAAACAGUUUAGAUCUAGAUGAGACGCCACAGAAUGUGGCGUCUCAUCAGGAUUCAAACUGUUUGCUUUUCUGAUAGUAUUCUUUGUAGAAAAAAAUCGAAGAAAAUGCUAAUUUUAGAAAUUCAGCAGACGACAUUUUGGCAGACGACAAAUUUUCCAGCAUGCAAAGGGCUAAAAGUGGUAGUAAUGAAUCAAACAUAGUAGUUGUAAUGUAUUUUUAUUAGACCAGUUUGAUAGUGUGUGAGGAACAUUUUCAAGUGAAAACUUCAACAAUAGAGGUGCUUUAAAAGAGAGAUGUGGAAUUAAAGUGAUUGGAUAAGAAAGUUGAUGAAAUAAUUUUGUGUUUGAAGAGUGCUAAUGUACAUAAUGUAGAUACAGAAUUUUUUUAUCAUAAUGUUUUUGAAAAAUUCAUGUGAAAACUUUAAAAUAAAGAGUGCAACUUUAAAAUAGUGAUAUUGAAUUAAACUAAUUAGAUAAGAAUGUGGAUGCAAUUAUUUUGUGUGGAUUCUUUAAUAUAAGCGCUUUUUAAAUAUUGAAGUAAAAUUGUCAAAACUUUUCCCUUAAAAAGGGCUACUUUAAAUACUCAUACCUGUAUAUGAAGAAAUGUGUUUUACAGUGUUUCAUAAUAUUUUAAUAUCUGUCAUUUGUUGACAUUCCAUAUCAUGUUUUAUCUAAAUUAUAGGAAUUGUGUAAUUAAACUUGAUAGUGUGCCAUUAUCAUUUGGAUGAAUUAUUGUGUUCAAUGAGAAGGAGUUAAAUCUGGUAUUACAACAUGGGUUUUAGAACGAAAAACAAAACACAUCUCAUUUGAUCAAAUCGUUUGAUAAAUCCUAAACACGUUUAUCUGACAUAACGUCAUUUCUUUAAUAAAACUGUAUCUUUGUUUUAAACAAUCAUUUUGAUAUGGGACCAAUAAAUUUGCUGAAAUUGAUAUGGACAAUCAAUGAAAACUUUGUUUAAUAAUCAUGUUAUCUGCAUGUGUGGUUGAGAAUUCAUUGCCGUUCUGUUUCCCCUCCGGCCACUCUAGCUGACGGUAAUUUCAGCCGUGCUUGUACUUGUGCAGUUUAUUGCUUCUUUUUAGUUCAAAAGCAGUUUAUUGCCUUCUUUUUAGUUCAAAAGCUAAA